This is a messenger RNA of Clunio marinus, 1999 nucleotides long. Lineage: Eukaryota; Metazoa; Arthropoda; Insecta; Diptera; Chironomidae. The record is from the annotation of a GenBank genome assembly.
ACUAAAUAAAUAAACUUUUUUGUAACUUUGCUCGCAUUUAAAAAAUAUCCUUUAUUCAACUACUAUUAGAAUAUAUUAGAGAUACAAAUAUGUCAGAAAACUCAUUGGAAGGACUGGAAAACCAGCUUGAGCUAUUUUGUGAGAACAUUCGACAGAUCGGUAUAAUAGUUUCAGAUUUUCAGCCACAAGGCCAAGCUGUCCUGAAUCAAAAAAUUCAAACAUUGAUAUCAGAUCUUCAAAAAAUAGACAAAUCGAGAAAGAAUGUUGUUGGUGACAUCCACAUCCCUCUUGCUGUUUUUGAUUAUAUUGAUCAAGGAAGAAAUCCUCAACUCUACACGAAAGAUUGCAUUGAAAAAGCAUUAAACAAAAAUGAGGAAACAAAAGGUAGCACGCCUUCAAACAUGCCACUGUUCGGAAAAUCUCAAAAAAGUCCUGCUGAGCUUGUGAAAGCUCUGAAGGAAGCUCUCAAAGCUUUAGAAGCAUUAAAAACAUUAGAGCGUGGUGAUAAAAAAGCUGAGAAGGCACAGGAGGAUGUCAGUAAGAACUUGGCAUCCAUUAAGAAUAUGCUUUAUGGAACAUCAGACACAGAACCACAAACGGACAUCGUCGUAUCACAGCUAGCGCAAGAACUUUACAAUAGCAAUCUUCUUCUCCUUCUCAUCCAGAACCUUAAUCGAAUUGACUUCGAAGGUAAGAAAGAUGUGGCGCAAGUGUUCAAUAAUGUACUUAGACGACAAAUUGGCACACGAUCACCGACAGUUGAAUAUAUUUGCACAAAACCAGAAAUUCUAUUUGCGCUGAUGGCUGGCUAUGAACAUCAGGAGAUUGCACUUAAUUGUGGCACAAUGUUAAGAGAAUGUGCACGAUAUGAAGCGCUCGCUAAAAUUAUGCUUCAUUCAGAAGAAUUCUUCAACUUCUUUCAAUAUGUUGAAGUGUCAACAUUCGAUAUAGCAUCGGAUGCAUUUUCCACAUUCAAGGAACUUCUUACUCGCCACAAAAUUCUCUGUGCUGAGUUUCUGGAAGCCAAUUACGAUAAAGUUUUCACACAUUAUCAACGUUUGUUGAAUUCAGAAAAUUAUGUUACAAGACGUCAAAGUUUGAAGCUUUUGGGUGAAUUGCUUUUGGAUCGUCACAAUUUCACAGUGAUGACAAAAUACAUUUCAAAUCCUGAUAACUUGAAGCUUAUGAUGAACAUGCUGAGAGAGAAAUCAAGAAAUAUUCAAUUUGAAGCCUUCCAUGUUUUUAAGGUGUUUGUGGCCAAUCCCAACAAACCAAAACCAAUUUUGGAGAUUUUGUUGCGCAAUCAAGACAAACUUGUUGAGUUUCUUACCCGCUUUCACACCGAACGAUCGGAAGAUGAGCAGUUCAAUGAUGAGAAAGCUUAUCUGAUCAAGCAAAUAAAAGAGCUGAAGCCUAUAACUGAUGGGACGACAUCUCAACAACAAUGAUCGAUGAUUGAUGAAUUCUAAACUGAUGAAAGAAGCCUCGGAAUUCACUUUUUUAUUUCUUUCUUUUCUUUUUUUCGCUCGCAUUUUCAUUUCAUUGUAUUUGUUUCUCCUUUUUUUGCGCAAAACGAAGAAGAUGAGAAGAAGAAGAAAGAAGACGAAGGAAGAGGAGUAUGAGGAGUAGGAGGAGGAGGAGAAAAUAAUUAAUUUAUUUAAAAACCAAACGAAGAAAAUUCCGCUUUCAUUCACUUUUCUUCUCGGCAUUAUGUAUUCUAUUUAGAUAAAUGUAAUUAAUCACAGAAUGCAAUUCUUUGAACAUGAAAAGUGCUAUCAGAGCGAGACGACGCUAAUGAAUUUUUUUUUCUUGUUUUAUGUUUCGUUGAUUUUUCUCUCAAUUCACUGCAACAAACAGUGAUGGAUUAAUGAGCAAAAUCAUGAUCAGCCUGUUUUAAGAACAUUUCUUUUUCUCUGUUUUCGAGAAAUUAAUUGUUAAAUAUUAAUGAAUGGAUGAUAAGUAAAAAAAACAUUAGAUUUUAGAAGGAAAGCAAGAAAAA